CACGUCCCUGCCGGGAACAGGUAUAAGGCGAUCAUCUGGUCCUCGUGAGAAUUUUGCAAACGCCUGAAUACCAGCCUCUUCUUCCCGUUACUACCACCACCAAACUUUUCUUUACCCAAAGUCAAUCUUUGUUCCACAGCAGCCCAGUCUUUCUAUCGACUUGACUUUCGCGCUCUUCUUGCCAGGUACUGGUACCCGGUAGUGAGCCUCCACGUCUUUGCUUUUGCCAUUUCCAGGUGAUCGCAAGCCCCACGGAAUGAACAUAAAAGAUUUGCUGAACCCUUCUUGCGGUGAUCGCCAUGACCAUCGCUAUCCAGAGUCUCCGACACCAUCACCACACCCGGUAGCGAUAUUGCCAGCGCUUAGGCGACAAAAGAUACCGAAGGAUGCUCCAAUCUUUUCUGAAGGCAACAGAACCGUGGGAAUAGUCAACUUUGUUCCUCACGAAGCGAGAAACGACGAGAAACUCCUUGCACAGCACCGUAGAUUCCAGAUCUACCCGUUGGGUGAGAUCUCCAGGAAGGGAGUUCGACACAUCCCAUACAACAGCGAUAAGAAAGACUUUCUUGAGAAGACUGGACGCGAUGCAUUCGAAAUGUUCCAGUACACGUACAAGCUCCCUGAUGAAGAUAAGCCGUAUGCCGUUGUCUGGGACUACAACAUCGGCCUCGUCCGUAUGACGCCUUUCUUCAAGUCGUGCAAAUACUCAAAGACAAUACCCGCAAAGGCAUUGAGAGAGAAUCCCGGGCUCAAGGAUAUCAGCUAUAGUAUAACUGGGGGCGCUCUGGUGUGUCAAGGGUAUUGGAUACCGUACCAGGCUGCCAGAGCCAUAGCUGCAACCUUCUGCUAUGACAUUCGAUGGGCGCUUACUCCUGUCUUCGGCAACGACUUUCCUUCAAUUUGUCUGACGCCAGAUGAUCCCUGUUUCGCAAAGUUUGCCAUUGACCCAACCAUCGUACGGUACUGUACUGAGGAAACCACAAAAUUUCAAGAACUUGGAUCUGCGUAUGAAGUCCAUAGGCCAGUCGCCCCGACACAAGUGGAGGCACCGACGUGGCGCUCUGAACAGCCACCACUCAACGCCCGAGUUGUCAGGCAACGGCGCGCGCGACCGGUAGAUAUAGAGAGCGGAUAUGGAACCGAUACAGAGCGAAACGACAGGUAUCUCUUUUCUCCUGAGGUAUCUCCACGCACUCGCUUCACGCCCAUCAAUCGGCCACACUCGCCGUACUCUCCCCGCAUAGCAGAGUCUUCGUUUGUGAGCUCACCCGUCAGCAUGCGUGCGCCCCCAGGAUUGCAUACGCCGACAUCAACUCCAUAUGAGUACUCUGGCGAGGUCUUCCGGGCAAAGCGGUCGCAUUCCAAGGUAGUGUUUUGCGAGCAUCUUGCCGACGAAGCUGUCAUUCGCCCUCCAACAGCCGCCACAGUCGACAGUGCACACAGAUGCGACAUGUGCGUUGGUGACGAUAACCACAGCCACGUCGAUAUGGACGCAGCAGAGAUGUUGCUUUCGCUGCGUACAGCGGAUAAUGCGAUGCCACCAUCAAAGCGUAUGCGUCGGGGUUCAUGAUGUUCGAAAUAGUGUAUGCCAACUUCCUGUUCUGAGGACGGUGAUGACUAAAGCAUGGCGGUUGAUGCCUUCCUUUUCCGUCUGCUCAUGACGUUUGCUAGCCUUUCCAGCGUUUCUUGUCGGUACACUCGUCGAGCAACUUUAUUUAGUUCAGUUUGUGCAUUUCAGUAUUAAGAGGACGCACCAUCAGCGCCUGGGUACGGUCAUAUGCUAUGUUUACAUGUUUAUGCGGUCAUAUCCAAUGAAUAGAAAAGUGCAUUUGCAAUCCAAUGUCGAAAAGAUCAGACA
Bipolaris sorokiniana ND90Pr is the source of this 1858-nucleotide messenger RNA. RefSeq lists its product as uncharacterized. Gene Ontology annotation, molecular function: DNA binding. The coding region runs from base 257 to 1570 and encodes 437 amino acids. NCBI's taxonomy places the organism in Eukaryota, Fungi, Ascomycota, Dothideomycetes, Pleosporales, Pleosporaceae. The record is from RefSeq and is a predicted model, not a curated record. The transcript has 4 exons.